AUGGGGGCGCGGCGGCUGCUGCUGCUGCUCGCGGUCGGAUUCUGUCUGUGCGGCCCCUUGCUGUCGGUCCGCACUCGGGCUCGCCGGCCAGAAUCAAAUGCAGAGAAUGCUACUCUGAGAAUCCGGGCAUUUCUUUCCAGGAAUUAUUUUGAAACUUUUGAACAAUUCUCACAUGAGGAAUUGGAGGAGAAAAACGGAAGCAGGUUAACUGAAGACAGAUUAAUCUCGGUCAAUAUAAGUUCUCCUCUUCAGAAAUCAGGCCCUGUGUCCAUCUCAAAAGAAGCCUCAAGUUAUCUGACUAGUCCCUGGCUGACUCUCUUUAUCCCGGCCAUUUACACUGGCGUGGUGAUAAUAAGCCUUCCGCUGAACCUCAUGGCCAUCAUUGUGUUCGUCGUCAAAAUGAAGAUUAAGAAGCCAGCCGUGGUCUACAUGUUACAUCUUGCCACGGCAGAUGUGUUGUUUGUGACCAUGCUUCCCUUUAAGAUCAGCUAUUACUUUUCUGGGAGUGACUGGAAAUUUGGGUCUGAAAUGUGUCGCUUUGUCACUGCAGCAUUUUACUGUAACAUGUAUGCCUCCAUCAUGCUCAUGACAGUCAUAAGCAUUGACCGCUUCCUGGCUGUGGUGUAUCCCAUGCAGUCCCUCUCCUGGCGCACUCUGGGGAGGGCUUCCUUUGCUUGUCUGGCCAUUUGGGCUGUGGCCAUUGGGGGGGUGGUACCUCUUGUCCUCAAGGAGCAAACCACUCAAGUUUUGGGCCUCAACAUAACUACAUGUCAUGAUGUACUCAGUCAAACCCUGCAUGACAGCUACUAUGCGUAUUACUUCACAGCCUUCUCUGCUGUCUUCUUUUGUGUGCCAUUGAUCAUUUCCACAGUGUGUUAUGUGUCUAUCAUUCGAUGUCUCAGCUCUUCCACAGUUGCCAACCAGAGCAAGAAGACCCGAGCUUUGUUCUUGUCAGUUGCUGUUUUCUGCAUCUUCAUCAUUUGCUUUGGACCCACAAAUGUCCUCUUGAUUGUACACUACUCACUCUUUUCUUCUAAUUCCUCGAUGGAGGCUGCCUACUUUGCCUAUCUUCUCUGUGUCUGCAUCAGCAGCUUAAGCUGUUGCAUUGAUCCCAUGAUUUACUAUUAUGCAUCCUCUGACUGCCAGAGGUACCUCUACAGUAUCUUAUGCUGCAAAGAAAAUUCUGAUCCCAACAGUUACAACAGCAGUGGUCAGUUAAUGGCAAGUAAAAUGGAUACCUGUUCUACUAACUUAAAUAACAGCAUGUACAAAAAGCUGUUAACUUAG
Messenger RNA from Orycteropus afer afer, 1287 nucleotides. It is a transcript of the gene F2R, whose product is annotated as coagulation factor II thrombin receptor. The record is from RefSeq and is a predicted model, not a curated record. The coding region runs from base 1 to 1287 and encodes 428 amino acids. Gene Ontology annotation, molecular function: thrombin-activated receptor activity. The transcript is spliced from 2 exons. Gene Ontology annotation, cellular component: membrane. NCBI's taxonomy places the organism in Eukaryota, Metazoa, Chordata, Mammalia, Tubulidentata, Orycteropodidae. Gene Ontology annotation, biological process: positive regulation of blood coagulation; thrombin-activated receptor signaling pathway; blood coagulation.